ACAAGAAAAAACGUCAUCCAUCAUGCCAUCUGCUGAAGUUUUCAACGGCGGUGCCGAGAACGUCCUCUACACCACCAGCAAUGGCGCGCCCUACGCGCAGCCAUAUGAGGCGCAGCGCGUCCACGUUGGCAACAAGCAGGUCGGAUCGAUUCUGACUCUCCAGGAUUUCCACCACAUUGACCUUCUCGCGCACUUUGACCGCGAGCGCAUCCCAGAGCGUGUCGUUCACGCCAAGGGUGGCGGAGCCCACGGUGUCUUCGAGGCCACCCACGACAUUUCGGACCUGUCCUGCGCCAAGCUUUUCGAGGUCGGCAAGAAGACACCCAUCACACUGCGUUUCUCGACCGUUGGUGGCGAGUCUGGUAGUGCAGACACGGCGCGCGAUCCCCGUGGCUUUGCGAUCAAGUUCAGGACCGAGGAGGGCAACCUCGACUGGGUCUUUAACAACACCCCCGUCUUCUUCCUCCGCGACCCGGCAAAGUUCCCGCACUUCAUCCACACCCAGAAGCGUGACCCGCAGACCCACCUGAAAGAUGCGGACAUGUUCUGGGACUACCUCUCGCAGAACCCGGAGUCGAUCCACCAGGUCAUGAUCUUGAUGGGCGACCGUGGUAUCCCCCGCGGCCACGCGUUCCAGCACGGGUACUCUGGCCACACCUUCAAGUUCGUCAACCACAAAGGCGAGUGGCAGUAUGUCCAGAUCCACGUCCGCUCCGACCAGGGCGUCAAGUUCUACACGCAGGAGGAGGGCACCAAGCUCGCUGGUGAGAACCCCGAUGUCCACAACCAGGAGCUCUUCGAGCAGAUCGAGCGCGGAGAGUUCCCAUCUUGGACCGUCUCAGUGCAGACCAUGACGCAAGAGCAGGCCGACAAAUUUAAACACUCUGUCUUCGACCUCACCAAGGUCUGGCCACAUUCGGAGUUCCCGCUGCGCCCGGUUGGCAAGAUUACACUGAACAAGAACCCGAGUAACUACUUUGCGGAAAUCGAGCAGGUCGCUUUCUCGCCUUCGCACCUCGUCCCUGGCAUCGAGCCUUCCGCUGACCCGGUUCUGCAAUCGCGCCUCUUCUCGUACCCGGACACGCACCGUCACCGUCUCGGAGUCAACUACCAGCAGAUUCCUGUCAACGCACCCCUCGUGCCCGUCGCCAACUUCCAGCGCGACGGCCCGAUGUGCGUCAACGGCAACCAGGGCAGCCGGCCGAACUACAUCAGCACCAUCCGGCCGCUGCAGUACACCAAGCGGCAGACGGCCAAUGCGGCGCACGAGGCCAAGAUCAGCAGCGAGGUUGAGCACUUCCUCAGCCAGGUCGACGACUUGGACUUUGAACAGCCGCGCGCGCUGUGGGAAAAGGUGUUCGACGACGGCGCAAAGCAGCGCUUCGUCAGCAACGUCGCGGGCCACAUGUCUGGUUGCAAGAACAAGAACAUCGUCAAGCGCCAGCUCGAGGUAUUCAAGCGCGUGUCGCCGCAGAUCUCAGAUGCACUCAGCGCCAAGCUUGGCAUCUCGGCUAAGAUCUAAUGCACCAAAAAGUCAAGUUGCUCUCCCAGUUGUGUUUGCGAUUCCUGGCGGACGAGCUUGCCAUGUACAUCAUGUCUUCCCCGUAGGCCUCUGUCUUUAUGCAUGCAUUGGCCUUUCCUUCGGGACUCGCUUGUGACUGCUCUUCUCGUUGCGCACUCCGAACGGCUUCAUCAGAUCUCAUGGACGCGCCACAGUGAGACUCUCAAACGUUGCGUAAUAAGACAAUCGCCACCGCCCUUGUUCCGU
Messenger RNA from Tilletiaria anomala UBC 951, 1768 nucleotides. Its product is annotated as catalase. The coding region runs from base 23 to 1522 and encodes 499 amino acids. The record is from RefSeq and is a predicted model, not a curated record. The transcript is spliced from 2 exons. Gene Ontology annotation, cellular component: peroxisome; mitochondrion; cytoplasm. Gene Ontology annotation, molecular function: heme binding; catalase activity. Gene Ontology annotation, biological process: response to hydrogen peroxide; hydrogen peroxide catabolic process. Lineage: Eukaryota; Fungi; Basidiomycota; Exobasidiomycetes; Georgefischeriales; Tilletiariaceae.